Messenger RNA from Plasmodium fragile, 2382 nucleotides. RefSeq lists its product as uncharacterized. The transcript has a single exon. Bases 1 to 2382 code for a protein of 793 amino acids. The record is from RefSeq and is a predicted model, not a curated record. Lineage: Eukaryota; Apicomplexa; Aconoidasida; Haemosporida; Plasmodiidae.
AUGUACAACGGAAUCGGACUGAAGACCCCAAGGGGGUCAGGGACCAAUGGGUACAUCCAAACAAACAUGGCGCACAUUCGAAACGCAAGAAAUACAGUUAGAGAUUAUGAGAAAUUCAGGAACGAAUUGAAGAUGAAUAAUAUAGUCGACAAAAGACACACAUGUGAUUAUUCAAUUAUUGAACACUCAGAAAAAAGAAAAAUAGAAUUAAAGGUUUUACUAUAUGAAGAAAAACUACGAGAGGAGGGAAAGCAAAAUGUUCAAGAUUUAGUCGAUCAGUAUAGGAAUCAGUUGUAUGAAGAAUAUUAUGAUGAUAAAAAAAGGAAAGAAGGAACCGCCGGAAUGCAUUCUAAUAGGGAUACAACGUGUGAGGAAAAUACCCACAUGCUUAAUGAUAGGAAAAAAAAACAACUACAGGAUUUUCAGAGGGCCUUACGAAUUCGAAGAGAAAAUAGUAGCGAUCGAGGGAUGCUACUAGGGAAGGACAACACCAAGGGGGGUUCAUCCUAUGGGGCCAAAAGUGGAGAAAAAGGUCGAGAAGAAAAUAACUUAAUCAAAGAUCUGGGAAGAGAACAUAAAAGAGCUACAGAAAAAAUGAAGGAAAAGACAAAGAGAAAAGAAAAGAGAGACAGCAAAAAGCACAAACAUAGGAGGAAGAAAAGGGAAGUUCUUGACGACAGUGAUGAUACAUACCAGGGGGGAAGUAGCGAAGAGAGUGAUGAAGAGGACGACGAGGGUAGCAGUGCCUCAAGUAGCGACGCAACAAGCCGUGACGAAACCAGCAGUGACGAUUAUUCCGAUGAAGACUCCAGUUCGCCUUCAGAAGAAUCAGACCAUUCGGGAAGCUACGAAUCGUCUGAAUCAUCUGAAUACUCUGCGACAUCCAGUGACGAAAGCUCCAUACAUAACGCCAAGCGUCGUAAGUCGCUUAAGAAGAAACGGCGAGAUGAAAUGAAAAGAAGGAGAAGCAGUUCUGAGGAGUCUUCAUCUCCGAGAAGAAGAACGCAUAGAAGCAAGAAAAGAAGAAAAUCGAAAGAUACAAAUAAAAGUUCGGAUGCGUCUAACUCCUCAAGGGAUGCAUGCGAUUCGGUCAAUUAUACCAGUUCACAUGACUCGAGUGAUUCGUCGCCAAGACGCCGAUCCGACAGCAUGAAAAGGAAACCCGUUGGAAAGGUGACGGAACGGGAGAAAAACAACAAUAUUGCUGCGGACCGUAAGGACGAAGAUCGCAAACGUGUGAGUGCCAGGAAGGAUCGAGAUAAGGGAGGCAGGCACAGCGGGCGAAUAGAUGAGUCAAGUGAAGAAAGUGACAGCAGUGACAAACGUCACGAACGCAAAAAACGUGAAAAACGUGACCGACGUGACUAUAGUGAAAAGCCCGAAGGGCCAAAUAAACGCUCCCCGAAGAAAGACGCACAUCAUCACGUGCGCGCUCGGGCGAGCGAUUCCUCCUCCCCCAAGAGAAACAUAACACGCAGGCUCGAUGAUGCACAAACGGACGAUCGCACAUCUGGGAAAGCCCAUAAAGAGAGCGAUAAAAAGCAGAGGGACAAAUACAGAAAAAGAAGUGCCAGUAGCAAAAGUAGCAGUCUCAGUGCACCGAGAAAGAAAAAAAGAAUCGAAAGUGGAAAAGAUUUACAUGCGGAUAAUCAUGAAAGGAAGAAUAAGCAAAAGAAUGAAAGUCCAAAUUUGGAUUUGGCACAAUUUGAGAACACAAAAUUUGAGAGUGCAAAAAUGAACAAGCAACCCACCCAUGAGGAAACGCUACAAAUUAUUAACAACAUUAAAAAGUACUACAGCAAAAAAGGACGGAACAACAGCGACGAAUCCGAGGGAACACAUUCUCCAAAGAUACACGUGAGUGAUGAUGAUGAUGAUGCCAGUUCAUCUGAACGCAGGAUACAACGUCCAAAGAAAAACAACAAGAGGAGUGAUUCCCUUGACAGAGACAGAAGCGAACGCAGCAGUAGCAUAAGCAGUAAUAGACGUAGAGUUCAUAAACACAGCAGUUCCAAAAGUAAAGUUAGUCACAAGGACAAAGAAUCGAGAAGUGUAGCUGCAAAAAAUGAUCGUAGACGUAAACAACACACGGAAGAAGAUAAAGAAGGAAAACAUGGAUACAAAGAACAGUCAAAAAAUCGUACAAGUAAAUCGAAGAAAGGACAAGAACAUAGGCAGGUGAGUGAAGACGAGCAUGAGCAAUCAUCAAGUGAAAAGGAAAAGGAAGAAGACGAUAAAAAGGAAACCAGAAAAGAAACUCCCACUAAGGAAGAAAUGCAGCAACAGGAAGAAGAACAAAACAAUAAUGCCAAGAAUGAGGAGACCAAAGGGGAUGAUAACAGUAACCCAAAAGAACGGAAAAAGAAAUUUCUGUUUUUUUAA